AUGUCAAAUCAUUUUUAUUUACGAUUUGUAACUGUUUGAGGUUAGCUUGUUAGUCAAACAAAACUACUCAAAAUCACGCUCAAAACUAUACUUAUGCCACGAAACCACCACGAACUGAAUACAAGAUUAAUUUUGCUUUAUUUACUUUUGAUGCUGCCCCUUCGUGGCUACAUCUGUUUUGAGUUUUAGAGUGAUUGGAAUUUUAAGUUUCUGCUAGUUAAAUUUAUAUUUCAUAUAGACAUUUUCGCUCUGGGAGUUUGUCAGACGAAGGGCUACUUGUGAGGAUUGGCGAGUACAUACAAACAGCGGUUGCCGUGAUGGACGUGACGCACGCGUGUCGCUGCUGCCUGCGGCGUGCUCCGGACAAGGACCUGACGACGCCAUACACACAUCUCGGUGAAACGGAGAUAUAUGCCGACAUGAUCAAAGAGUGCUUUGAUAUACAUCUGGUGGUGGGCGGCUCGGGCUCGUGCGGCAUCUGCUCGGCGUGCGUGGGCCGCCUGCGAGACGCGAGCGACUUCAAGCUGCAAGUGCAGCGCAGCCAGGCGGAGCUGCGGGCGCGCACGCAGGGAGUGAGUCGUGUUAAAGAGGAAGAAUCUGCAGUCGAGCCAGAGAAUCUAGAAAUUCAGAAUAGAGAUGGCACCGGUGAUCCUGUAUCGGGUGAAGAGCCCCCGGUCAAGCCAGAGACGCGGGAUGAAGAUGGGACACCUAAUCAGAUAUUGCAUGAGGAGCUCAUAAUCAAGCCAGACCUGACGGACGAUGAUGAUGAUGACACAGGUGAUGAGAUGUCGCGUAAGUAGCAACUCGAAUAGAAACGGCGUAUUUAAUAAUUACGAGUC
Molecule: messenger RNA, 839 nt
Organism: Cydia fagiglandana
Lineage: Eukaryota; Metazoa; Arthropoda; Insecta; Lepidoptera; Tortricidae
Exons: 5
Coding region: 318-800 (160 amino acids)
Cellular component (GO): nucleus
Molecular function (GO): zinc ion binding
Source: RefSeq, a predicted model, not a curated record